Ictidomys tridecemlineatus (thirteen-lined ground squirrel) is the source of this 3482-nucleotide messenger RNA. The record is from RefSeq and is a predicted model, not a curated record. Lineage: Eukaryota; Metazoa; Chordata; Mammalia; Rodentia; Sciuridae.
GUGGCUGAGCCGCCAAGGACCGGGGCCCGGACCAGCCCCUGAGCCCGGCUGGGCCCCCCGCCCCGGAAGCCCGGGCUCCACCCCUUCCGCCCUGCGGAUGCUCGGUAUCUUAGAGAUUCGCAGUUUGUUCUCGGAUGAAGGGUGGUGCGUGACUGUGAAAAACGGAGCUUGAGAGGGUUAUCUGGGGGAUAUCUCACAGGGAUUGGAGGUGAUGGUUCGCGCCAUUCAGUGCGUCAUGGACCUAAGCUCCCAGAAGAGAAGUGCUCCAGGCGCCAUCUUUACCAACACUCCUGAGCUCCCAGAAGAGAAGCACUCCAGAUGCCAUCUUUACCAACAUCUUCCUGCUCCAUCAAUUUACCUGCAUUCUUCUUUAAGGACACUUAAGGUUGCAGAGCCAUCCCUGGAUUAUUGAAAAGUCACAUGGGCUAUCAUGCCUGGCUGCUUCCCAUUUUGAAGAUGAGAUAAACUAAAACCUGAAGACAUUGAGCACUGUCAUUGGCUACCAGAUUGGCUGGUAGACAGCAGACCCAAAAGACAAGCCCAGACAGCUUGGGGCAUUGUUAUUGCUAAGAAAAGUCUCCAAAGGAAAAAAAAAAAUUUGAAGGACUCAGUGAACUUUCCUCCUCUGUUUAAGCAAGUAUUUUUUUCUUUGUUUUGUUUAUUUUUGCUGUACAGGUCUUUCUGUUCCUUUCAGCACCUUCUCUGUACUUUAAGAACUGUAGGUGGAGGGAUUAGCCAGGAACAAGUCAGGCAUUCAUACUUGAGGCUGUGAAGUAAUUGGUCACCCUCAAAUGAUUAGUGGAGGUUCAAGGAGCUCUCAGGAAGGAAGUAGAUCUGUGUUCUAAUUCUGAUUUGUCACUAAGUGACUGAGGGACUUAAUAUCUCUGAGUCUCCAUUUUGUCCACUGCCAAAAAACUAAAUAGAUAACAUUUAUUUUUUUUAUAUACUGUGCACUUAAAACCAUGGGGAGAAUUUUUGAUAAUUUUAAUCAUCAGCAACCCCUUGUUUGGACCACAUCAGUUACAUUGCUUCUAACCUAUUUUUCUUUUUUCCCCCUUCUACUCUUUGUGGUCUUCUUCCACUUUCUUCUGUUCUUUUCUAAUAGGAAUCAGAGUAGUCUAUAGUCAUUCAUUUGGAAAAGUAAUCUGGUAACUUCUCUGAGUGCACUAGGCUGAUUGGAGGUUUUAUAUUUAAAGAGAAAUUGAAUUCAACAUUGGCUCAACAGAUUGCUGAAAUUAGUAAUUUUGUACCCUCUCCUCGCAGCAUGCAGAGAAGACACCCAGCUGGGAUAUCCAGGAAUGAGAAAGUUUUCAACUGCUUAUACCCAAAGCCCAAUGCAAUUUUUAAGCUGAUUUGUUUUCCAUGGGCAGGAAGUGGCUCCACUUAUUUUGCCAAAUGGGGCCAAAACAUUUAUGAUUCUAUGGAAGUGUCCUGUUUAAGACUUGCUGGAAGAGAAAGUCGACUGGAAGAACCUUUUGCAAAUGACAUCAACCAGGUAGUUGAGGAAACUGUUCAUGCUCUGCUGCCAAUCAUCCAGGAUAAACCAUUUGCAUUUUUUGGCCACAGUUUGGGAUCCUACAUUGCUUUUAAAACUUCUCUGUACCUAAAAGAAAAAUAUAAGCUGGAGCCAGUGCACUUGUUUGUGUCAAGUAUGACUACCCGCCUUUCAAAGGCCUGGCCUCAAAUUUCCAAAAUUAACGAAUUGUCAGAAGAAGAAAUAAACUCUUUCCUUAUAGAGUGUGGAGGUACCUCCAUGACUUUUUUGGAUGAUAAACAACUUUUACAACAAAGUAUUCCCAAACUGUUGGCAGAUGUUAAGCUUCUCAGUAAUCACAGCCUUGACAUGCCCUCUAAGGCCGUUCUUUCUUGUGACUUAACAUGUUUUGUUGGAUCUGAAGACAUAGUAAAGGAUGUAGAAGCCUGGAAAGAUGUGACCAAUGGGACUGUUGAUAUUCACAUGCUGCCAGGAAAUCACUUUUAUCUUCUGAAACCUGACAAUGAAAACUUCAUCAAGAAAUACAUAACCAAGUGUCUAGAACUGUCAAUGCUUGCUGACUUUUAGGUAUUUUUCCUUCAGGCCUUAAAAUAGUCUUCUUCGGUUAUGCAGAUGUAGCCCAGUAGUUUUAUUCAGAGAUUGGAAAUCACACAUUUUUUACUGUCAGGAUAAUUUAUUAUAUAUGAAUGCAUUUCUCCCUCAAGCAUUUAUGCAUAUGGGGACAAAAAGCAAAGAUGUAAAACACACUUCUGGCAGAGUAUCUUUUUAUUUGACUUUCAUUCAAUUUGCAUCUGGGAAAGUUUGCCAGCAAAAUUAAUGCUUGGUAAAUUAUCAUUUUCCCCUUCAAUUAUUCAUCUUUUUUUUUCUAGUGCUGGGGAUCAAAACCAGGGCCUUACACAUACUAGGCAAGCUUUCUGCCACUAAACUACAACCCUUAGCCUUCUUCAAUUAUUUUAAUGGUGAAAAUGAUUGACUUAUCUUGAUCUGUCUUUUGAAAUACAGAGUAGUCCUAUUUAAUAAGAAAAUGUAACCUAUUGCUUUAUGAUGCGAAGGCAGCCAUAUACAAAUAUUACCUGUAUCAACAAGUCCUCAGAACGCCUUCGAGCUCAGCCUUCUUCGUAACCAGUUCCUUCUACAUGAAUUACUGGGUGGCUGUCUGUGGUCCUGCUAAUGACUGAUGGACUCAGGGUGAGCCUUUCAAGGACAAACAACCUAGAGUCUACUCAUGGGUGUUGUGAGUGGUCAAGCAUGAAGGUUAAGCCAAAGAGGCUGUCUUGGCCUCACUGUGAUAGCUUGAACUCCACAUGGAAGGAAAAUGGAACUGUUGGAAACAAACAAGAAUCCAAGAGAAAAAGAGAAGCAGAAAUGGAGUAAAUGAUCUGCAUCCAAACGACGGCAGAAACUACAAAUGGGAUCCACAGAUCCACUGAAGGGAAUGAAGCAUCCCGAUAUCCUGAGGCUGCCUGGGCCCUGAGCUCUGACCAUUCCCAGACUGGGCCAUCUCUUCAAGGCCUGACUAAUGCAGUCAGGCCCCUCCCCACUGCCCAUUUCCUUCUUUCUAUCACACCUUUACAGUAAAUUCUACUAACUUAAUGGGACUGAUAUCUCUUCCUUAUAGCCCACACUACUUAACAUAAUACUAAUUAUUAAAAUCUUAACUUUUAAAGCAUCUACAUAUUCAUGGUUACAUAAUAUGACCAUUCAUUUCAUUAAAAUAAUAUGGGCAGUAGGGUCUUAGAAAAUAAGAUUAAGGAAAAUGCAUAUAGGAGACAUUUUUCCAAAACUUAUCAUAACAUUUUAAACCAAGUACAAAUAAUACAAAAAUCAUUACUGGGGCUGGGGGCUUUGACUUAGAAUUUACAUAAUAAAUUUGGGCUAGAAACAGCCUCAAACAAUUUAUGUUAAAUGUUUAGUAUGUGUUGUACUGUACCUUUUAGUUUGAUGCAAUUUCCAGAGCUUCCUUAGUAAAGGAUUGGUAAAAAAUUCA